CACGGACAGCGGCGCCGGGGAGCGCGGAGCAAGAGCGGAGCCGGCGCCGAGAAGAUGACUCUGAACACGCAGCAAGGGGGCAAGGGCCCUGUGCACAGACGGGCCAGCACCCCGGUUCCCCUCUCCCACCAGUCCAGGCCAGGGAUCCGUGAGCCGAGGCCCAACCCCGUUGAGCCCCAUCACUCUCCGCUUGGCUACUCCUCGUCCUUCGAGCCUGGAGACAAAGCUCCCGUCGCGCCGUGCAGCAGCUGGUCAUCGGACUCGGCUGACUCUGACAGCUCCUGGGAAUCCUCGUAUCGCGUGGUGCUGCUGGGGGACCCUGGUGUGGGCAAGACCAGUUUGGUGAACCUCUUUGCCGGGAUCCAAGAGCGGGACCUGCCGGAACAGCCGGGAGAGGACGCCUACGAACGCACCCUGUCGGUGGAUGGGGAGGAGACCACGCUGCUGGUGAUGGACACCUGGGAAACAGAGAGGCGGCCCCAGGAUGAGGAGAACCGGUCCCACAAUUACUGCAUGCAGGUGGGGAAUGCCUAUGUCAUUGUCUACUCCGUCACCGACAGGGUGAGUUUCGAGAGCGCCUCUGAGCUGAGAAUCCAGCUGCGCCGGACCCGGCAAGCAGAGAACAUCCCCAUUAUCCUGGUGGGGAACAAGACGGACCUGGUGCGGUGCCGAGAGGUCUCGGUGGAAGAGGGCCGGGCCUGCGCCGUGGUCUUUGAUUGCAAGUUCAUCGAGACGUCUGCCACUCUCCAGCACAACGUGACGGAGCUCUUUGAGGGGGUGGUGCGCCAGAUCCGCUUGCGCCGGGACAGCAAGGAGGCCAACGAGAGGCGCAAGUCCAUCUACAAGCGCAAAGAGAGCCUCACCAAGAAGGCCCGGCGCUUCCUGGACAGACUGGUCGCCAGGAACAACAAGAAGGUGGCUCUGAAAGUUCGCUCCAAGUCUUGCCAUGACCUGUCCGUGCUCUGAGACCUGUCACAAAACAGGACACUUCCUUCUCAUGCGUAAGGGGACCUUCCAAGCGGCUUUCUGCCAUGUACAUAGGGGUGUGUGAACUUUCUUCUCUGUUUGUGGCAUGUGGACAGGACCUUUCAGGGCAGAGACGAGACUCAUCUGGAGCAAUAACCCAGGAGACGGCGCCGACUUCCUAACCAGACCCUCAGAACCAAAGUGAC
Molecule: messenger RNA, 1172 nt
Organism: Chelonoidis abingdonii (Abingdon island giant tortoise)
Lineage: Eukaryota; Metazoa; Chordata; Testudines; Testudinidae
Gene: REM1
Product: RRAD and GEM like GTPase 1
Biological process (GO): negative regulation of high voltage-gated calcium channel activity
Cellular component (GO): plasma membrane
Molecular function (GO): calcium channel regulator activity; GTPase activity; GTP binding
Source: RefSeq, a predicted model, not a curated record